Messenger RNA from Amphiprion ocellaris (clown anemonefish), 222 nucleotides. Its product is annotated as thymosin beta-12-like. Gene Ontology annotation, biological process: regulation of cell migration; actin filament organization. Gene Ontology annotation, cellular component: cytoplasm. Lineage: Eukaryota; Metazoa; Chordata; Actinopteri; Pomacentridae. The coding region runs from base 1 to 222 and encodes 73 amino acids. The record is from RefSeq and is a predicted model, not a curated record. The transcript has 2 exons. Gene Ontology annotation, molecular function: actin monomer binding.
AUGAGGAGGGACAACGGGGCGCUUGGAAGGUUUGAGGAACAGUUUGGAGACGCCUAUGAAAGUAAAAUCAAUCAGAAGCUCUUAUCGACAAAGACUCCCAAAGACAAACCUGGAAUUGCUGAAGUUAGAAGCUUUGACAAAACUAAUCUGAAGAAGACCCAAGAGAAAAAGACGUUGCUAACCAAGGAAGCCAUCAAACAGGAAAAGGCUAAGUCAUCAUGA